This is a messenger RNA of Didymella exigua CBS 183.55, 1386 nucleotides long. Its product is annotated as putative cytochrome P450. The transcript is spliced from 7 exons. The record is from RefSeq and is a predicted model, not a curated record. Lineage: Eukaryota; Fungi; Ascomycota; Dothideomycetes; Pleosporales; Didymellaceae. The coding region runs from base 1 to 1386 and encodes 461 amino acids. Gene Ontology annotation, molecular function: iron ion binding; heme binding; oxidoreductase activity, acting on paired donors, with incorporation or reduction of molecular oxygen.
AUGCAGAGCCUUGAAACUGGAGCUUUAAGCCUCCUGCUGCCAGCAGUGCUCGCAACUGCUACCGCAUACGCGGUGUACACGGUCAUCUAUAACAUCUACUUCCACCCUCUAGCCAAAUUCCCAGGACCACCGCUUGCAGCAACGAGCACGUACUGGAAGGCUUACGUGGAGUGCGAUGUCAUCCGUGUUGGCCCAAAUGAGCUCCAUUUUGCCAAUCCCCAUGCCUACAACGACAUCUACAACAGCAAAAAUCGCUGGGACAAGGAAGCACGAUUAUAUAAAAGCUUCGGCGAAGAUAGGUCGAGCUUCGGCUUCCUCACGUAUGGCGAGUCAAAAGUGCGCAAGGAUGUGCUCAACCGUUCUUUCUCGCAGACGGCAAUCGCUAGCGCAGAGACCUUGGUGACCGAGCAGACAAAAGCAUUGUGUGCAGCCUUUACGAGGCAAAGUCAGGCUUCGAAGAGCGCAGAUUUAUACUACGCCUAUCGGUGCCUAAGCAUGGAUAUCAUUUGCACCUUCUGUUUUGGUAAGCCGAUUCACGCAGUCGACGCGCCUGAAUUCGCAGCGCCAAUUGUGGUGGCCAUGGAUGCCUCAUUGCCUGUCUUCAUCCGCUUCAAGUACGCUGAAUGGUACAAGAACAUGAUAAUGUCUUGUCCUCCUAAGCUGUCCAGGAUCAUAAGUCCUGCCACCGCCGGUCUCGUUGAUCUGCAGCAGCUUCUAAAGCAGCAGAUCAAUGAUCUGACAGACGACCCUGAGAAGCUGAACCAGCUCCCUCACAAUUUAACUAUCUAUCACCGUCUCAUGGAUCCUACAGCAUUUCGCGACAAGACCGUUCCUUCUUCAGGCAGUCUUUACGAGGAAGCUCAAGCACUUAUGUUCGGUGGCGCAGAUACCGUUGGAAACACACUUAUGGUGGGAACCCAUCACCUGUUGCAACGACCGGAGGUUCUACAGACUCUGAAGAAGGAGUUGUCGACCGCUUGGCCAACACUUUCCAAGGAGCCAAAGUUGCGCGAUCUCGAAAGCUUGCCAUAUCUGAACGCCGUCAUCAAAGAAUCUCUGCGAAUGUCAUCGGGCGUAGUGUCUGGUCUGCUUCGCGUAGUGCCGCUGUCAGGCGCGACCAUCAAUGGCAUUGCUAUACCGGCAGAGACAAUUGUUUCCUGCGGCAGUACGUUUGUUCACUACAACACGUUGAUCUUCCCGAAACCGAAUAUCUUCGACCCUGAACGUUGGCUGGACUCCGCAGAGCUAGACAAUUGGCUUGUGGCGUUCUCGCGCGGCCCGCGCAUGUGCCUGGGUAUCAAUCUUGCAUGGGCUGAACUCCGUCUCGCAUUCGCCCAUACCAUCCGCAAGUUUGACCUCUCGCUGCACCGUCCGAUAAUUAGCUAA